UGGUUAAAUAAAGGUUUAAAAAAAAACAAAAAAAAACAAAAAACUUAAACGCAUCAGUAAUUAAAUGUCUCUUCCUCUCGCCUCUUCUGUUUGUCCCUUCUCCUUCAGUGGUGGUGAAAAAUGAAGUUGCUGGAAGUGGGGGACUCCAUCAGUCGCUUCAGGUUUUCUCUGUCCUGUGUAGGGUUGGCAGGUGGCCUGUGUGUGUGCUACGCAGUCUGGACACCGUUCUGGCUGAAGGAGAGGGGACUCUGGACAGAGUGGAAUAACACUCAAAGUGACCAGCCAAAUCAUAAAGAUGGCACUUUCUUCAAUGCCCCGGAGGCAGAGACAGUAUUUGCACUUAUUUCCUUCUUGAUGGCGGUCUGCACUGGUACUCUAUGUCUGGUGUUUGCCCUCUGCUGGACAUCUGAGACGGUGCGCUCCUACUCCAACACUCGCUCUCUCCUCAUGGCAGGACAGGCCCUGUACCCCACCACACUGCUGGUGCUCAUCAUGACCUUUACAGGUUUCUUCUUCCUCCUCAGCUGGUCUCUCUUCAGCUAUCAACACUGGGAAGAGAUCCGUCAAGACUUCUCCAGCCUUGGCUCCUCCUAUUGGGUAGGGGCUUUAGGAUGGGUCCUGCUGAUGGUUGUGGGGAUGAUAGUCUUUAUAGCUGAACAAGCUGUUGUUCCAGACCUUCUACCUGACUUAGAGAAGGCUGUGGAUUCAUGGCAGAUUUCCUCUCAACUUAAGGCCGCUAAACACUCUUUCAGCUAUAGUUAUCGCCAUGGUUAUAGCAAAAGCAACAUGGCUCCUAAGAGGUAUAUGUCAACACCUUGAGUGGAGAGCAGAAAAAAGGACAUGACAGACACAAUGAGUAUGAAUGUGUAAGUAAGACAUUAAUGCACACAGACUCAAUAAGAAACCAGCAAUUCCUUGCUGCUUUAUAGAUCUGUACAAGCAGACUGAAUAUUGAUUAGCUGGGUUGGGAGUUGUGUGUUGGCUAGAGGAAUUAGGAUCCUGAAUCCCAAAAGGCUCCAGUAUGGACUGAAAUAAAAUAAAAACACACUAAGGAUCAACAAUACCGUCUUUAGAAACUGUGCACCAAAUGUAAGCUGAGGACUGUUCUCUGACAAAGUGAUGUGUAGGUGUGUUUGCAAAGUUAUUAAGUUCAUAAUUUGGGGACACAUCCAGUUGUGAUUCAGUUGAAUGUAUCUAAAAAACACUGUUACAAAACAUUCAACUCCUACCAUUAACGGAAAGUCUCAGAAGGUGUUGCAAUAAUAAUGUAUAGCACCAUCUUGUGAUGGCCAUGUGACACUUUUGACAGUUCUCAACAGUUCUUUUUAAAUGUUUUAUCUGUUGAAAGGUGAACUGCAGGCUUUUUAUGGACAUCAUAAGUAUUGCAAAUACUAAUUGUGUUAUUGUUAUUUUUAUAGUU
Molecule: messenger RNA, 1420 nt
Organism: Micropterus dolomieu (smallmouth bass)
Lineage: Eukaryota; Metazoa; Chordata; Actinopteri; Centrarchiformes; Centrarchidae
Exons: 3
Coding region: 121-819 (232 amino acids)
Source: RefSeq, a predicted model, not a curated record